Messenger RNA from Anopheles nili, 412 nucleotides. RefSeq names its product DNA polymerase epsilon subunit 3 (gene Chrac-14). Gene Ontology annotation, molecular function: chromatin DNA binding; protein heterodimerization activity. Gene Ontology annotation, cellular component: epsilon DNA polymerase complex; CHRAC. The record is from RefSeq and is a predicted model, not a curated record. Bases 1 to 390 code for a protein of 129 amino acids. Lineage: Eukaryota; Metazoa; Arthropoda; Insecta; Diptera; Culicidae. The transcript has 2 exons. Gene Ontology annotation, biological process: leading strand elongation; DNA damage response; heterochromatin formation.
AUGGUCGAACGAAUUGAAGAUCUGAACUUGCCCAACACGUCAGUUACCAGGUUGAUCAAGGAAGCUAUCCCGGCGGAAGUAAAAAUAUCCAGCGAAUGUCGCAUUGCUUUGGCUCGCGCGACCUCAGUGUUCGUUUUAUAUCUUACAUCCGCUGCCACUACAGCUGCUCAACAAAAAAAUCACAAAUCCCUUACCGCAGACCAUGUACUUAAAGGACUGGAAGAAAUUGAAUUCGAAAGCUUCAUACAACCUCUAAAAGACGAAUUAGAAAAUUUCAGGAAGAUGAUAAAAUCAAAAAAAGAUAAGAAAGCAGCGAAACCGGACGUAGAUUCCAUUGUAGAAGGAGCAGUGAUAGAUUUGGAGAAUAUGGAAAGUGCGCAAGACUCCUAAGAAUCAGAUGUUUUGUUGUGCU